Trifolium pratense (red clover) is the source of this 363-nucleotide messenger RNA. RefSeq lists its product as uncharacterized. Bases 1 to 363 code for a protein of 120 amino acids. The record is from RefSeq and is a predicted model, not a curated record. The transcript has a single exon. Lineage: Eukaryota; Viridiplantae; Streptophyta; Magnoliopsida; Fabales; Fabaceae.
AUGGACCUUGAAACUAAUUGCAAUUGUCUAAGCACAAUAAACAACAUGUGGUCAAAUUAUGAGAGAAUUGGCAACGAGGGUAUUGUAUGUGUCAAUGAGUUUGUCAUUAGAACGAAGAUUAGAAAAUUGAAAAAAUGGUGGAAGAAAAUCAAGAGAGAAAGGACAAUUUUUAGAUCAUCCUCACCUGUGUUUCUAUAUGAUCCUAGCUCUUAUUUACAAAAUUUUGAUGAUGGUUAUUCCAAUGAUCCUGAUGAUUUUUCAAGAUCAUUCUCAGCUCGAUUUGCAGCACCAUCAUCAUCCAAGAUAUUUGAGAAGAACAUUGAAGUGGUUGAUGAGGAUGAAAUUAAUAUUGGAGAUACAUGA